Molecule: messenger RNA, 1641 nt
Organism: Fonsecaea multimorphosa CBS 102226
Lineage: Eukaryota; Fungi; Ascomycota; Eurotiomycetes; Chaetothyriales; Herpotrichiellaceae
Exons: 1
Coding region: 1-1641 (546 amino acids)
Molecular function (GO): oxidoreductase activity, acting on the aldehyde or oxo group of donors, NAD or NADP as acceptor
Source: RefSeq, a predicted model, not a curated record
AUGAAGUACAUCGGCAAAGCCCGGUUUCAGAAAGAGAAACGAGAAGAGGACAAUCGCUCGGGCCCCUCCCAUCAAAUCUACAGCACAAAGGUGUGCACAAAGGUGUCCCUCAGCUCCAUUCCCAACUGGACAGCCAUGCCUCCCCCGUAUCCCGAGAUUCUAAAAGUGCGCUAUUCCUCCGACGACUCCUCGCUGCAAUUCCCAGUCCAUAACCCAGCGACCGGCGAAGUGAUCACCAAUCUCCAAGCAGGGACGCCCGCUCAAGUCGACGCCGCCGUCCGCGCCGCGCAGAAAGCAUACGACAACGACUGGCGGUGGCGCUCGCCAGCGGAUCGAAGCGCCUUCCUCUUCAAAUGCGCCGAUGCACUGGAGCCCCACAAGGACGAGCUGGCCGAGUUGCUGUGCUUGGAGAACGGCAAGCCCAAGCAGGAUGCUCUUUCGUUCGACAUCAGCUUUCUCGUCAACAUCUUUCGGUUCUUUGCCAGUAUCUGUGACAAGCUGCCCGGCGAAUUCCACCAGCGAGGCAGCGUCAACGCGACAGUGAUCUACGAGCCGUUCGGGGUCUGCGCGGGCAUUCUGCCCUUCAACUGGCCGCCAAUCCAUUUUGGGGGAAAGACGGCUCCAGCCCUUGCGGCGGGGAACGUCAUGAUCAUCAAGCCCGGAGAGCAGGCUCCCUUGACGGUGCUCAGGAUGUGUGAGAUCAUCUCCCAAGUCCUGCCCCCGGACGUGAUUCAGGUUGUGCCAGGCCUCGGGCCUGAAGUCCCCACGGCACUGAUCAAGCACGACCUCGUAAAGAUGGUGUCAUUCACAGGCUCAACUGUGGCCGGCGCAAAGGUGGCCGAGACAGCCGCGAAGACAGUGACGCCUGUGGUGCUCGAACUGGGUGGUAAGAAUGCCUUCGUCGUCUUUGACGACGUCGAGAAUCUUGAUCGUGCAGUCGGGUAUGCCCUCGAAGGAGCAUUCUUCAACAAAGGCGAGGCGUGCACUGCAUCGUCAAGAAUCUUGGUUCAAAAAGGGGUGUACAAUCAAUUCUGCGACAAGCUCGCUACUGGAGUGAAAAAGCUCAAGUCCGGAAACGGUCUGGACCCGACCACCCACCUGGGACCACAGGUCAGCAAGGCACAGCAAGAGAGGGUGCUUGGCUACCUGCAAAAGGCCAAGGAUCUCGAAAAAGAAGGAAAAGUCAAGAUCGCGGCCCAGGGUCAGCUGCCAGACGACCCGGCCUGCAAGAACGGCUUCUUCGUGCCGCCCACCCUGAUCACCGACGUGAAGAGGGACAUGGUUAUCGCCCAGGAGGAGAUGUUUGGCGUGCUUGUGACGGUCACACCGUUUGAAACGGAGGACGAAGCCAUCGACAUUGUCAACGAAUCCAGAUACGGCCUGACGAGCAUCGUCUUUAGCCAGAACAGCGACCGAUGUUGGCGCUUCUCAAAGAAGGUCGACGUCGGGCUGGUCUAUGUCAACAACUACUUCCGGAACAUACUGGGGAUUCCCUUCGGAGGCGCCAAAGAGACCGGGUAUGGGCGGGAACACAGCAUUGACACGCUGAAGGAGUGGUGUCGCGCAAAAGUCAUCACUCAGCCGAGCGGCUUCGGCGAGAUCCCCAGCUGGAGGGCAGUCAAGGAGGUAUUGGGAGCGUGA